Trichogramma pretiosum is the source of this 2729-nucleotide messenger RNA. It is a transcript of the gene Pus7, whose product is annotated as pseudouridylate synthase 7 homolog. Gene Ontology annotation, cellular component: nucleus. Gene Ontology annotation, biological process: pseudouridine synthesis. Bases 228 to 2471 code for a protein of 747 amino acids. The transcript has 7 exons. The record is from RefSeq and is a predicted model, not a curated record. Lineage: Eukaryota; Metazoa; Arthropoda; Insecta; Hymenoptera; Trichogrammatidae. Gene Ontology annotation, molecular function: pseudouridine synthase activity; RNA binding.
UUAUAAUAUAACGUUUGCGAGUCUCGCGUGCGUGUCGUCGUCGUUCAAAACAUAUCUAUAGAUAUAAGCACAUUCGGCCCACCAGGCCGGCUUUCUCUUACUCUCCGUUUUCGAGCUAUUCUCAUUCCAACGUGAAGAGCCGGAUAGCCUGCAUCUCGACUCAUAAAAGCGGAAUUCAAGUGUUCGUGUUAACCUUAAACGAAAGUUCAACGAGAAAUUCAAUCAAAAUGCCCCGUGAACAUAGAGACGGCGAGAAGGGAGUGAGCACCACCGGAGGAGGCGAUUCUGCCGGCGAUAAACAUCAUGACAAAAAGCCGAGGAAAUUCAACUCGCAUUUCCGCGGAGGAAAUCGUGGUGGUCGUUAUUAUGGCAAAAAUCGUUACCAUGGUGGUGGCGACAAUAGAAGACAUUACUACAAGAAGCCAAGAUAUGAUGUUGGGGAAAGACUCAAGGAAGUCGAUCUUGGGAUUACUGAAUAUGUUGGCAAUGCCGAAGGAUUCAAUGGAACAAUGAAGGAAAGAUUUACAGACUUUGUUGUUCAUGAAAUAUCUUCAAAUGGAGAAAUCGCUCAAUUGAAUAAUCAAGACAUACCUCCAGAGCCUGAAGAUUUAGAAAAUCUGGAAGAUUUGAAGAAAAAAAUUCCUGAAGGUGUUUGGGAUCAACUUCAAACUCUAGCAGAUAAAAGUGAAUCUGUUGAAAUUGACGUUACCGAUAUGGAUAAAGCUCAGCGUAGAGCUGUCCAUGUAAUUGUCAAAAAAAUUACGGAAGUAACAAGUGAGACCAAAGAAAUUGGUUCUAAAAAAGUCAUGGUUUUCUCUAAACCAUACCCUAACAAAUUUGGUACAAGACAAACAGAUAAUCGUAAAGAUUGGUCUGUUAGAGGAGGUGAUUACUGUCACUUUGUUUUACACAAAGUGAACAUGGAUACUAUGGAUGCAUUGAAUCAAAUGGCGAAAGUUUUGAGAGUCAAAUCUGGUAUCUUCAAUUAUGCAGGUACCAAAGAUCGACGAGCAAAAACCACUCAAUGGAUAAGUGUAAAGAAAAUGAAUCCAAAAAGUAUCAUGCAUGCAGCCCGAGUUGUUAAGGGAGCUUUUGUUGGUAACUUCAAAUUUGAAAAGGAACCUUUGAAGUUAGGAAAAUUAGAAGGCAAUAGGUUUACUAUUGCUCUCAGAAACGUUACUGUUGCUGAUGAUGUAGUGGAAAAGGCAAUGACUUCGUUGAGAGAUCAUGGAUACAUUAACUACUAUGGUCUUCAAAGGUUCGGAACUAUUGCAACCAUUCCAACUCAUGUGAUUGGCAAGGCACUUCUUCAAGGUAAAUUUGAAGAAGCUAUUGAUCUUAUUCUCAAACCAAGAGACGGUGAGCAAGACUAUAAUUUGGUAGAAGCUAGAAAAAUUUACCAAGAAAAAAAAGAUGCUCGCUUAGCAUAUCAAAAAAUUGGUAGAAAUGACAAAAUAGAAGCCAAACUUCUAUGGGGUAUUAAUAUUCAUGGAAUGAAUAAUCCACAAGGAGCUUUGGAUAUGGUUCCAAGAAAUACAAUAUUAAUGUAUAUUCACUCAUAUCAAAGCUAUGUAUGGAACUUGAUAGUUUCAAAGCGUAUAAAGGAAUUUGGACUUAAACCAGUUGUAGGUGAUUUAGUUUAUGAAAAUCCUGAUUCAAAGGAUGAUGUUGAAACUGUUGCUGAAGAACAGCAAACAACUGAGGAGUCUACUAAAGCAGAAACAAAUGAAAACUCUGACAACGCAGAGGUCAAAAAAGAAGACUCUCCAGUUGAAGAGAAAACUAAAACUACUGAAAAAAAUGAAUCAGAAAAUGAAUUGCCAAAAGUUAAAGUAUUAACUGAGGCUGAUCUAUCAUCUUACACAAUAUUCGAUGUAGUUAUGCCUCAACCUGGUUGGAAAGUAACUUACCCAAGUUAUGCUAAAGCAUGGUUUGAUGAACAUCUUGAAAAAGAUGGACUUACAACAGAUUUAAAGCAAAAGAACAAAAAAUAUACCCUGAGUGGUUCAUAUAGAAAAAUAGUCCAAAAGCCUGAAAAUUUAAGUUGGAAUCUUUUACGCUAUGCAAACAAAAUUGAUGACUUACUUAUUUCUGACAUCGACGAAUUAAAAGACAUUAAAGCACCAGUAGAUAAUCCAGAAGGCAAAUUCAAAGCAUUGGUCAUUCAAAUGUCGCUGAAACCAUCAUCCUAUGCUACAAUGGCUUUGCGUGAAGUUUUGAAACGUGAUACGUCUUCUCAAACUCAUGCUGCUCAAUCGGCGGCAUUCCAUGCUGCCCAUGCAGAAGAUAGUGAUGGUACACCUCAUGUUGAAACUUUAAAACUUGAUUCAACUGAAGAUGAGUCAAAUGAUAAACCUACUUCCGAAGAAUCUGGAGUAGAAGACUCAAAAUUAAACGGUAAACUUGAAACUCUCAAAGAAGAUCCUAUUAACGAUUCAGGUAUCGAUUCUGGUACCGUCAUCUCAGCAUAAUGUAUUUUUUUACAUUGAACAUUGUUCUAUUUUUUCAUAUUUAAAGUCAAAUGUACUUAUAUAGUAUAUAUCAGUAUGUACAUAUAUGAUAUAUAUUUCAUUUUUGUUAUGCGAUUAAAACUAAAAGUUUAAUAUAAGAACUUCGUUAUGUUUCAUAUUGAUUAUAAAAAUAAUUUUUCUAAUACUGAACAUAAAGUAUACUAGUCGUAAAUGUACGAUAAUGAAUAUAGUUUUUCAAUAAAUGACUAUUUUGAUAAA